AGGCAGACCAGUCCCAGAGUGAUGACGCGUUUCCUGCUCUCCCUGGGUAGGGGGCUCCGAGCCUGGAGUGAGCAGCAGCUGCAAGAAGCUGAGGAGGAGCAGAGCGCAGGAGCAGGCGGCACUGGCAGGCAAGGAAGCGGGGAAGGAAGCGAACUGCAGGGGUUAGGCGCUUUGCAAUGCAACAGUAACGCCUGUCCCGUGCUCUGCUGUGGGAUAACAUCCAGAUCUUGUUUGCCCCUGGACUGCAUUGCUGGUCUGUUCCGCUCCAUUAAAUGCCCAGAUCAGUUUGAAGGAAUCCAUCUGGUGACUGGAAAUAUUCCCUGUGGUCAAGCAACACUUUCAGCCAACCUUGGUUUUUUUAAUUAAAUGAACUUAAAUUUUGAGGUAUUUUUAGCGGGUUCCCACAAGUGAUCUGGCACUAUGGUGGCCCUGUCCUUGAAGAUCUGCGUCCGCCACUGCAAUGUGGUGAAGACGAUGCAAUUUGAACCAUCCACAGCAGUGUAUGAUGCAUGUAGAGUUAUUCGUGAGCGAGUGCCUGAGGCUCAAACAGGGCAAGCCUCUGACUAUGGACUGUUCUUGUCAGAUGAAGAUCCUCGGAAAGGUAUUUGGUUGGAAGCUGGAAGAACACUGGAUUAUUAUAUGCUGCGAAGCGGGGAUAUUUUGGAGUACAAAAAGAAACAGAGACCUCAGAAAAUACGAAUGCUGGAUGGGGCAGUGAAAACAGUUAUGGUGGAUGAUUCUAAAACUGUUGGUGAAUUGCUGGUUACCAUUUGCAGCAGGAUAGGAAUAACCAAUUAUGAAGAGUACUCCGUAAUCCAGGAGAGCAUUGAGGAGAAAAAGGAGGAGAGCACAGGUACACUUAAGAAAGACAGGACAUUGUUACGAGAUGAAAGAAAAAUGGAGAAGUUGAAGGCGAAGCUUCAUACAGAUGAUGAUUUAAACUGGCUAGAUCAUAGUCGAACAUUCAGAGAACAAGGAGUUGAUGAAAAUGAAACACUGCUGCUGAGGCGAAAAUUCUUCUAUUCAGACCAGAAUGUAGAUUCAAGAGAUCCUGUUCAGCUGAACUUGCUUUAUGUUCAGGCUCGAGAUGACAUUCUGAAUGGCUCCCAUCCGGUCUCCUUCGAGAAGGCUUGCGAGUUUGGAGGCUUUCAAGCACAAAUCCAGUUUGGACCUCAUGUAGAGCACAAACACAAACCUGGAUUUUUAGAUCUGAAAGAAUUCCUGCCUAAAGAAUACAUCAAACAAAGAGGAGCUGAAAAGAAAAUAUUUCAGGAACACAAGAAUUGUGGAGAGAUGACUGAAAUUGAAGCCAAAGUGAAGUAUGUUAAGCUAGCACGCUCCCUCAGGACGUAUGGAGUGUCCUUCUUUCUUGUUAAGGAAAAAAUGAAGGGCAAAAACAAGCUGGUCCCUCGUUUGCUAGGCAUCACCAAAGACUCAGUGAUGCGUGUGGAUGAAAAGACCAAGGAGGUGUUGCAGGAAUGGCCACUGACGACUGUGAAGCGCUGGGCUGCCUCUCCAAAAAGCUUCACUCUGGAUUUUGGUGAAUAUCAAGAAAGUUACUACUCAGUUCAAACCACUGAAGGAGAACAGAUUUCUCAGCUAAUUGCAGGUUACAUUGAUAUCAUACUGAAGAAGAAACAAAGUAAAGAUAGAUUUGGGCUCGAAGGUGAUGAGGAAUCAACAAUGUUGGAAGAAUCUGUGUCGCCUAAGAAAUCUACCAUCUUGCAGCAGCAGUUCAACCGAACCGGGAAGGUAGAACAUGGCUCGGUGGCAUUGCCUGCUGUGAUGCGUUCAGGCUCCAGUGGCCCAGAGACUUUCAAUAUUGGCAGCAUGCCUUCUCCCCAGCAACAAGUCAUGAUUGGGCAAAUGCACAGAGGCCACAUGCCUCCCCUGACCUCAGCACAGCAGGCCUUGAUGGGGACUAUUAAUACGAGUAUGCACGCUGUUCAGCAGGCACAGUCCGACCUCAAUGAAGUUGAUAACCUACCACCUCUAGGACAAGAUAUGGCAUCGAGGGUAUGGGUUCAGAACAAAGUUGAUGAAUCAAAACAUGAAAUUCACUCUCAGGUUGAUGCUAUCACUGCAGGAACUGCCUCUGUUGUUAACCUCACAGCAGGUGACCCAGUUGACACUGAUUACACGGCUGUGGGAUGUGCAAUUACAACCAUCUCUUCUAACCUGACUGAGAUGUCCAAGGGUGUGAAACUGCUUGCUGCCCUAAUGGACGAUGAAGUUGGAAGUGGGGAGGACCUCCUGAAAGCUGCUCGGACUCUGGCAGGUGCUGUUUCGGACCUGCUGAAAGCGGUGCAGCCCACCUCAGGAGAGCCUCGCCAAACAGUUUUAACUGCAGCUGGAAGCAUUGGGCAAGCCAGUGGGGAGCUCCUGAGACAGAUAGGAGAGAAUGAAACUGAUGAAAGAUUUCAGGAUGUACUGAUGAGUCUUGCCAAAGCUGUUGCAAAUGCUGCUGCCAUGUUGGUGUUGAAGGCUAAGAAUGUGGCUCAAGUUGCUGAGGAUAUGGUCCUGCAGAACAGGGUUAUUGCUGCUGCUACGCAAUGUGCACUGUCCACCUCUCAGCUUGUGGCAUGUGCCAAGGUUGUGAGCCCCACUAUCAGCUCUCCCGUAUGCCAGGAACAGCUGAUCGAGGCUGGAAAACUGGUGGAUCGUUCAGUGGAGAAUUGUGUCAGAGCCUGUCAGGCUGCGACAGAUGACUCUGAGCUGCUGAAGCAGGUCAGUGCAGCAGCCAGUGUAGUCAGCCAGGCCCUGAAUGACCUCUUGCAGCACGUCCGUCAGUUUGCAAGCAGGGGAGAGCCCAUUGGACGCUAUGACCAGGCAACGGAUACCAUUAUGUGUGUCACUGAAAGUAUCUUCAGUUCGAUGGGGGAUGCUGGUGAAAUGGUGCGGCAGGCCAGGGUACUUGCUCAAGCUACUUCGGAUCUUGUCAAUGCUAUGAGGUCAGACGCUGAGGCUGAAAUUGACAUGGACAACUCUAAAAAGCUUCUAGCUGCGGCUAAACUUUUGGCAGAUUCUACAGCCCGCAUGGUUGAAGCGGCAAAGGGGGCUGCAGCAAAUCCUGAAAAUGAAGACCAGCAGCAGAGACUGAGAGAAGCAGCAGAGGGACUACGGGUUGCCACAAAUGCAGCUGCUCAGAAUGCCAUCAAGAAGAAAAUUGUCAACAGAUUAGAGUUUGCAGCUAAACAGGCAGCAGCUGCUGCCACUCAGACAAUUGCAGCCUCUCAGAAUGCGGCUGUUUCCAACAAGAACACAGUAGCCCACCAGCAACUCGUCCAGAGCUGCAAGAAUGUUGCUGACCACAUUCCUCAGCUGGUGCAGGGUGUGAGGGGAAGCCAGGCUCAGGCAGAAGACCUCAGUGCUCAGCUUGCUCUGAUAAAUUCCAGCCAGAACUUCCUUCAGCCUGGAAGUAAGAUGGUGGCGUCAGCCAAAGCUGCAGUACCUACUGUAAGUGACCAAGCCGCAGCAAUGCAGCUAAGUCAGUGUGCCAAGAACCUUGCAACGAGCUUAGCUGAGCUAAGAACUGCCUCCCAAAAGGCUCAUGAAGCAUGUGGCCCUAUGGAAAUUGACUCUGCUUUGAACACAGUCCAAACACUCAGAAAUGAACUGCAAGAUGCAAAGAUGGCCGCUGUAGAUGGACAGUUAAAACCACUCCCAGGAGAAACGCUGGAAAAAUGUGCGCAGGACCUUGGCAGUACCUCCAAAGCUGUUGGUUCAUCAAUGGCCCAGCUGUUGACUUGCGCUGCUCAAGGCAAUGAGCACUACACAGGGGUUGCUGCCAGGGAGACGGCUCAAGCUCUGAAGACUUUGGCUCAGGCAGCACGAGGCGUUUCAGCAUCCACCACUGACCCAAUGGCAGCACAUGCAAUGUUAGAUUCUGCAAGGGACGUCAUGGAAGGCUCUGCUAUGCUUAUUCAGGAAGCAAAACAGGCUCUGGUUGCACCUGGGGAUGCAGAAAGUCAGCAGAGGUUAGCUCAGGUGGCCAAAGCAGUGUCUCACUCACUAAAUAACUGCGUGAAUUGUCUGCCUGGACAAAAGGAUGUUGAUGUGGCCUUGAAGAGCAUUGGAGAAUCCAGCAAGAAACUGCUUGUUGAUUCGCUGCCUCCAAGUUCUAAAUCUUUCCAAGAAGCCCAGAGUGAACUAAACCAGGCUGCAGCUGACCUGAACCAAUCGGCAGGGGAAGUGGUUCAUGCUACCCGAGGCCAAAGCGGAGAGUUGGCUGCAGCUUCCGGAAAGUUCAGUGAUGACUUCGAUGAGUUCCUUGAUGCUGGUAUUGAAAUGGCUGGUCAAGCACAAACUAAAGAGGACCAGAUUCAAGUAAUAGGGAACCUCAAGAACAUCUCUAUGGCUUCCAGCAAGCUACUGUUGGCUGCCAAGUCUCUCUCAGUUGAUCCUGGAGCUCCCAAUGCCAAGAACCUCCUAGCUGCAGCUGCAAGAGCAGUGACGGAGAGUAUUAACCAGCUCAUCACUCUGUGUACCCAACAGGCUCCUGGGCAGAAGGAGUGUGACAAUGCUCUCAGAGAACUGGAGACAGUUAAGGGAAUGCUGGAUAACCCCAAUGAACCUGUAAGCGACCUCUCAUAUUUUGAUUGUAUUGAAGGUGUUAUGGAAAACUCCAAGGUCCUUGGAGAGUCAAUGGCAGGCAUUUCCCAGAAUGCCAAGACUGGGGAUUUGCUGGUCUUUGGAGAAUGUGUUGGAGUUGCUUCCAAGGCUCUUUGUGGUCUCACAGAGGCUGCAGCCCAGGCCGCUUACCUGGUUGGCAUCUCAGAUCCCAACAGUCAGGCUGGUCACCAGGGGCUUGUCGAUCCUAUCCAGUUUGCCAGGGCCAAUCAGGCAAUCCAGAUGGCAUGUCAGAAUCUGGUGGAUCCAGCAAGUAGCCCAUCACAGGUUUUAUCAGCUGCCACAAUAGUGGCCAAGCAUACUUCUGCUUUGUGUAACGCUUGUCGUAUUGCUUCAUCGAAGACAGCCAACCCCGUUGCCAAGAGACAUUUUGUGCAAUCUGCUAAGGAGGUCGCAAACAGCACCGCCAACCUGGUGAAAACUAUCAAGGCCCUGGACGGUGAUUUCUCUGAAGAUAACCGCAAUAAGUGUAGAAUUGCGACUGCACCUUUGAUUGAAGCUGUGGAAAAUCUGACAGCAUUUGCUUCCAAUCCAGAGUUUGUCAGUAUACCAGCCCAGAUCAGCAUGGAGGGAUCUCGAGCACAGGAGCCAAUUCUGAUUUCUGCCAAGACGAUGUUGGAGAGCUCAGCUUUAUUGAUCAAAACUGCUCGUUCGCUGGCCAUCAAUCCAAAAGAUCCACCUACCUGGUCUAUACUUGCUGGGCAUUCGCACACGGUUUCAGAUUCAAUUAAGAGUCUGAUCACUUCCAUUAGGGACAAAGCCCCGGGCCAGAGAGAAUGUGAUUACUCCAUUGAUGGAAUCAAUAGAUGUAUUAGAGAUAUUGAGCAGGCUUCCCUUGCAGCAGUCAGUCAGAACUUGGCCACAAGGGAUGACAUCUCAGUUGAGGCUUUACAGGAGCAGUUGACAUCAGUUGUUCAGGAAAUUGGGCACCUUAUUGAUCCCAUAGCAACAGCAGCUCGGGGAGAGGCAGCUCAGCUGGGACACAAGGUUACGCAACUGGCGAGUUACUUUGAACCCCUGAUUUUAGCUGCAGUUGGUGUGGCAUCCAAGAUGCUAGAUCAUCAGCAACAGAUGACUGUCCUGGACCAGACAAAGACACUAGCAGAAUCUGCCCUCCAGAUGCUGUAUGCAGCCAAAGAAGGAGGAGGAAAUCCCAAGGCAUCUCACACUCAUGAUGCAAUCACAGAGGCUGCUCAGCUGAUGAAGGAGGCAGUGGAUGAUAUAAUGGUUACAUUGAAUGAAGCUGCCAGUGAAGUGGGCAUGGUUGGAGGUAUGGUAGACUCAAUAGCUGAGGCCAUGAGCAAGCUGGAUGAGGGCACACCUUCAGAUCCAAAGGGAACAUUUGUUGAUUAUCAAACUACUGUAGUGAAAUAUUCUAAAGCCAUUGCUGUAACAGCACAGGAAAUGAUGACUAAGUCGGUUACUAACCCGGAGGAGUUGGGAGGACUUGCAUCACAAAUGACCAAUGACUAUGGGCAUUUGGCUCUCCAGGGCCGAAUGGCAGCAGCCACAGCUGAACCAGAGGAGAUAGGAUUCCAGAUCAGGACUCGGGUACAGGAUCUUGGUCAUGGAUGUAUCUUUCUAGUACAGAAAGCUGGAGCUCUACAGAUUUGCCCUACGGACAGCUACACCAAGAGGGAGUUGAUAGAAUGUGCUCGUGCUGUCACUGAAAAGGUUUCCUUAGUUCUGUCUGCCCUUCAAGCAGGAAACAAAGGUACUCAGGCUUGUAUCACUGCAGCUAGUGCUGUGUCGGGGAUAAUUGCAGAUCUGGACACAACUAUCAUGUUUGCUACAGCUGGAACCCUUAAUGCUGAGAACAAUGAAUCAUUUGCGGAUCACAGGGAAAAUAUCCUGAAAACAGCAAAAGCUUUAGUUGAAGAUACAAAAUUGCUCGUGUCUGGGGCUGCCUCAAGUCAGGAUAAACUAGCCCAAGCAGCUCAGUCAUCGGCUACCACCAUCACACAACUGGCAGAGGUGGUAAAACUGGGAGCAGCCAGUUUGGGAUCAGAUGACCCUGAAACUCAGGUUGUACUGAUCAAUGCUAUUAAGGAUGUUGCUAAGGCCCUUUCUGAUCUCAUUGGUGCUACAAAAGGAGCUGCUAGCAAACCAGCAGAUGAUCCAUCAAUGUACCAGCUCAAAGGCGCAGCUAAGGUGAUGGUAACCAAUGUCACAUCACUUCUGAAGACUGUUAAAGCAGUUGAAGAUGAAGCCACUCGAGGCACAAGAGCUCUCGAGGCCACGAUUGAGUGCAUCAAACAGGAACUCACGGUGUUUCAGUCGAAGGAGAUUCCAGAAAAGACAUCAUCACCUGAAGAAUCGAUCCGGAUGACGAAAGGAAUCACCAUGGCAACUGCCAAAGCUGUUGCAGCUGGGAACUCAUGCAGACAGGAGGAUGUGAUUGCUACAGCGAAUCUGAGCCGCAAAGCAGUAGCUGAUAUGCUAACAGCUUGUAAGCAAGCUUCCUAUCACCCAGACGUGAGUGAAGAUGUUAGAGCGAGAGCGCUGCGAUUUGGAACAGAAUGUACCCUGGGAUACUUGGAACUCCUAGAACAUGUCCUCCUGAUUCUUCAGAAGCCAACCCCAGAACUGAAGCAUCCGUUGGCUGCCUUGUCAAAGCGGGUUGCUGGUGCUGUGACAGAGCUUAUCCAGACAGCAGAAGCAAUGAAAGGCACAGAGUGGGUGGAUCCAGAGGACCCAACAGUCAUUGCUGAGACAGAGCUACUGGGGGCUGCAGCUUCAAUUGAGGCUGCAGCAAAGAAGUUAGAGCAGUUGAAACCACGAGCCAAGCCAAAGCAAGCCGAUGAGACUCUGGAUUUUGAAGAACAGAUCCUGGAAGCAGCUAAAUCCAUUGCAGCUGCUACCAGUGCCCUAGUCAAGUCAGCCUCGGCAGCCCAGAGGGAGCUGGUGGCACAGGGAAAGGUUGGAGCUAUCCUUGCAAAUGCAGUGGAUGAUGGACAGUGGUCUCAGGGACUUAUUUCCGCUGCCCGAAUGGUGGCAGCUGCAACCAGCAAUCUGUGUGAGGCAGCUAAUGCCUCGGUACAAGGUCAUGCUAGCGAGGAGAAACUCAUCUCAUCUGCCAAACAAGUUGCGGCUUCUACAGCACAGUUACUUGUGGCUUGCAAAGUGAAGGCUGACCAAGACUCUGAGGCCAUGAGAAGAUUACAGGCUGCGGGGAAUGCUGUUAAACGAGCAUCUGACAAUCUUGUCAGGGCAGCUCAGAAAGCAGCAUUUAGGAAAGCGGAUGACGACGAUGUGGUGGUCAAAACCAAGUUUGUGGGCGGCAUCGCUCAGAUCAUUGCAGCCCAGGAGGAAAUGCUGAAGAAGGAAAGAGAGCUGGAAGAGGCAAGGAAAAAACUGGCUCAGAUCCGCCAGCAGCAGUAUAAAUUUCUCCCCACAGAACUGAGAGAAGAUGAGGGCUAAACUGCUGAGAUGUUUUUUUUUAAUGAAAUGAGCUCAAGGGGGACAGUACAGAGAGAACUAACCUGACAGCAUUCUGAUAUGCCAAGCACUUACCUAAACAAAUUGCCUGUAAUAGCUUUAGGUGAGCAGAGUGCAAUAAACAUUUGUUCUUUCUCAUCUGUUCAGCUAAGGUGCGUGCUCAUCAAACAGAUGGUACAGUGUUAAGUCCACCAUUCCUGUUCCUUCCUUCCCUGUCUCACUGUAUCUCAGGAGAGAAUGCCUCACUUUUUCCAGAAGGGUAUAAAAUCAGUAUUACGUCAUUACCUUAAGCUUGAUCUAUUUAUUGUUCCUUGACCUGUUGUAAGACUUUGUUAAUAUUAAUAGGAAAACCGUUUAUCAUAGCUAUCUAUCACUAUGGAACCAGUGGAUUUUUUUUCCUCCAACAAGAAGACCAAGAUUGAGGUGAAUAUUUAUUUGAGAGGAAAAGGCACCUGAGCGUGGGUUCUAGAGAUUUUGUUCUCUUUCAGUGAAGCUGGUUCACCCCAGGAUUGGAGGGAUCUUCUUUGUACCUGUUUGCACUAGUUUUAUUAGUUCCUGUACCAGCUUCUGCUUGUACAGUAUUUAGAUUCACAGUUCCCGGGCCUGCAAAACAUGAUAGUAUCCAUUCUUUUCAUUGUUCAAAUAAACCAAGAAAUGGAAAUCUUGUCACGGUCUUAGUACCAGGUUUAUGAAGGAAAAUGUUUUUCAAUUAUAUACCUCUCAAUGUGCGACUACUUUUACAAUAGGAAACAUCCACAAAAACUCAAUUAACAUUGGACUGAAUAGUUCCUUUCGAAGUAUCUUAUCUGGCUCAAACUGUGGGAUUUCUGCUAGAAUGUAUGCUAGCUGAAGUAGAGACAUUCUUAGUACUACAAAAGACUACCAGAACUCUUGCUAUUCUCAUAAGGAUUUUAUUUCUAAUUGUUUUGUUUUGAAAUCAAGAUGGGUUGUUUUUUGGUUGUUUUUUGUGUGUGUUUGGUUUUUUUGAAGAAACUUAUAGCUGUUUUAGAAAGAGCCCUUUUCCGAAAUAUAAAAGAACAUCUGCAAGUCUGAAGUAUGGACGCUUGGAAGUUGAUAUUUUCCUAAUUUGCAUUGGUCAAAAUACCCUCUCUAAGGAACUACAUUGCGGAGAAAGGAUAGAAGAAAUUGUACUUAUGUCUUGAGUUUCAAAAGGUACUGUAAUUUUCUCAAUCUCUGAUGUGGCAUAAACCCACAGUGUGGACUACAGAUAUAACAUGACACGUUUCCAAGAUGGGUAGAGUCAAUGGUGCAUUUUAUAAUGUCUGAUUAAAAACAAUGCAGAAACCAGAACUAGCAAAAGCCACCUAUUAGACCAGCUACAGAAACAAGGUCUUUCUUAACCGUGGUUCUCCAGCAUAUGCCCAUCCCUGCACACGCCCUCUGAGCAAAUAAUGUCAAGUCCAUUUGGGUCAAAGUAUGUUGUUGCUCCACUUCUUCUGAAAGCCAUGCUGCCAUUUUAGAUACCUACCACUACUUCCAACUGAGCCAGUUGUGUUAGAUACCUACCCACUUAAUUGCCCUUGUUGCAGAAGUACUUGUCACAUAGACUCAGAAGUAACCCUCUUGUGUUAGGUUACCAAUUUAGAUAUUGAUAACUUCUCAUUUAAGUUACUUGCAUGUAUUAUACCUAUCGGAAAUUUUGUCACACUAGUAUAAAUAUAUCACAAAAAUCCAUAGAAAAUAAAUAUUAAAAUGUACAAAUUUUUUUAGUGUCUCUUCUCUGAUGCUGAAGUAUUUGAGACUCAGUGGAAUUUUGGAUUCUCAGUAAAUGAUGAGAGAGCAGUUGGCAAGCCCUGAGUAGAAUCCUUUUGAUAGGAGCAAUAUGGAUUUGCGUAAGUGUGUCCAAAAUGAGCCUCUUCCCUAACUGCGUAGACCAGGUAAAAUGAGACUGAAGGCAGUGUGUAGCCUCUCUGUACGCAACUGCCACCAGAGAGAGAUUCCAGUCUAGGCUUUACAACCCCAGCAGUAGCUGUAUUGGUUAGAUUGUCACCAUGAGUUUGUGCAAUGAGUCCAGUGAGCAAUGGCACAAAACAUCUAUAUAAAAAAUUAUUUAGAAAAAACAAAUCCUUCAUUUAAGAUUUUUAAGUAAUCUGGAAGGCUGAAACACAGCUUAUUUUUGUAGGCUCUAAAUACACAUGGUCUUAUCCAAGCUUUCUGCUGCUUUUGCUUAUUCAGUAUAUCAGGCUUUCAGUUUGUAGCGUUUUCUUUUGCUUACCUGGAUAGUAUCAACAUUCCUGUCACUUCUUUAAAGAUUUUGGGGUGGGGGGUGGGGGUGGUCAAUGUCUUGCAGAUUUUUUCUGAUACUACAUAUUGCUUUUAUUUCUCUGUAAUUUAAAGUACUCCAAGUAACGUGACGUUUUCACUAAUAAUGUACCAGUGCUUCACUGUGAUCACUGUGGUACAAUAACGCAGCAUUUUAAUUAUGCAGACAGUGCGAAUGGUAUUUCUGUUUUAGGAAAAGAAUAAGCCAAAACCCCAGUAAAAUUAAAUUGUAUACAGAAAUUGUACUGCUAGGAUUUUUUCAAGCUAAUAGUAAUUUUUAUGUUCAAAUCAUCCUCUUGUCAAAGUUGUGAGGGAAAUUAAUUUCAGUACUUAUACUUGACGGAUGUUGCUUCCUCAGGCAAUUGCCCUGCUUGCAAGCCCCUAACGCAGGCCCUGGCUUUUAUAUGCAGAAAACCAGCUGUUGUGGCACAGAUGGGCCAUGGAGUUUUUAUAGCAUGUUGGGGGGCGGCUCAAAGAAAAAGGUUGAGACCCCCGCCCUACACAGAAGGUUACUGGGCAGCAAGCCAAGGUGUGAACCUACAGCACAAUAGUUUGCGGCACAGUAACAUCGCCUUUGGAUACUGCUAGAGUGCACUCUGGGACAUUCAGACAUUAUUGCACAGCAAGCUAGUGCACUGUAGAUGCACGCUGGCUUGCCAUUCAGUAACUUUCCAUAUUGACAAACUUGGGAUAUCCAGCAGACUAGCUGCAGUGUUUUUCAGCUUGAUUUUUGGAUUUCUAUCUGGGAGACCGCUAGAUUCCACAAACUCAUUUGAAGUCCAUUUCACUUUCUUCUCAUCUGUGGGACUUGUAGUAACACUGAAAUCAAAGUUAGAACAUCUGUGGUGUUUGUAAUUAAUGCAGUGCAGUUAUUUGGCAUGGAGAGUUGCAACAGAAAAUCUCAGGCAGGAAUGAGGAUUGGGUAGUAAUUAGACCUAUUUUCUUCCUUACCUAUUCUUCUGGGUUUUAAGUUUUGAAAUAGCAAACAAGUUACGUAGUAUCUUGCCCAUCUUCGUGAUGUGGAACUUGCUUUAAGAAAUGUCUGGAAAUUAAAAGCAAAAUGUCUCAAAGUUCUGAAUGUACAAAUAUUCUAGGGAGGCUUUACACGAAGGUCCAGAAGAUAAGUUGGAAUUGGAGGGAACACUUCUAUAGUUUGUCUAAACUUUUCUUUUUUCUAGGCCAGCAACCGCAAAGUGAGGGAUGGGGAAGAGUUUUUUAAAACCAAAAGUUGAAGACUGAGCUCUUGCUUCCUUUUGUCCAAUUGCCUUUGAUCUCCUGCAUCUUCAGACUAGUUUCGAUGACAGAAUCUAUCAGAAUUACAGCAUAAAUGGUCUUUUAAAUUUACCUAGGAAAUAGAGGUUUUUCUAGCCUCACAUUACUAAAAAACACUCAGACCAGGCCCCAGAACAUGCUGAUGACAAGGCCAUCAAGGAAUACAUCUUAUGUUUUGUGCCAUGGCUAAUCCGUUCUUCUUUUGAUCAUUACUCUUGGAGCUUUUUGUGCCUUAUUAUGUAUAUUAAAAGCUCCUGCCCUAUCUUAGACUUAAAGUUGGGGAAAGUUAAACUUUAUGUACUGUUGGUUUCUUUGAGCUUGUAUAGAAAUUUGGAAGAUUUCAGUGGACUCGGCUCAUCAUCCCGAGUCGAUAUUAAUCCUGGAACUCUCUUUUCUGUAUUUGCAGUAAUAUAAAGAGAAAUACACUGCUCAAAAGGGUGUGUGUUUGUUAGUGCCUGUUACCAGCAAUUUUACGACAUUGCUGGUAACACGACACAAUUCCGAUAGUCAACACUCCCAUAGAGCUUACAUAGCAUCUACAAAGUUAAUACCUUUUUUUUUUUUAGGUAAUAUAUGUUACCAGUCUGCUACUGAUUACUGUAAGGUAACCAUUUAUGCUGGACUUACCAUAUUAACUAAUGCUGCAGUGAAAUCCGACCAGUUAGGUGCUAACGUUGUUGAUACAAUAUUCUACAUUAAGCAAAAUCUCAAAAGAGAUGAAGCUAGUGGACUGCUGAACUUCACUACACCUAGCAGAGAUGUGGAAUGGCAGCACGGUGGCUAGAGUAGAUUUUUCUCUACCGUCCAUCCUUAAUACUAACCAGAGCAAGAAUACAACUGGUAAUAAAUGGGGAAAAGCAGCAUAGGAAAGCUUUGCUACAAUUUUUCUGAAACAGAGAAAUUUAAGUGGAUCUCUGUCUUUAAACAACAACAAAAUCAUUCUAAACUGGGCAUGGGCCAACAGAAUAACAUGUCCUAUCCACCUAUAGCAGAGAGCUGACAAACUUUACCAUGCAUGUCUUAAAAGCCUAAUACCUCCAUGGCUUAGUUCUGUUCUAACUUGCCUUGUAAGGCAACCAAGUAUCUUUUAAUAUAAAAAUGACAAGGAUGUAAACAUGAUACUUUUUUCAUGUCCUUUAUUUCAUUUUCAUGUGGCAACACGGUAUAUGAAAGAUAAUUACUUUGCCUAGAGAGAAUUCCUGUCCAUCAAUAGAGUAAUAUAUUGAGUUGUAAGUAAUUAGGGCUGUCUUUGUUGCUUUAAAAAAAUCAAACCACUAUGGAUUUUUUUCUUACUGAAAUUUACUAACUUUAUUAAUAUGAUUGCAGCUGAAGAACCUUCUGAGUGAGACAGUUUUAUAGUGGUAUGUUUGCAAGUCGUGCUGGAGUUUGGGGUGUGAGCUCAUGUUCUGUAGCUCAACUUUCUCCUAGAGCUUAAACCACACAGAAAAGCAUGAAGGGGGUUAGCCAUGCUGUUACACUGUAUGUAUGCUGUUUAUCUGGCCACAAAAAGUAUUUUUUUGUAUUCACCAAAAAUAAACUUUUGAAGGAA
This is a messenger RNA of Chelonia mydas (Green sea turtle), 13171 nucleotides long. RefSeq names its product talin 2 (gene TLN2). Lineage: Eukaryota; Metazoa; Chordata; Testudines; Cheloniidae. Bases 421 to 8049 code for a protein of 2542 amino acids. Gene Ontology annotation, biological process: cell-cell adhesion. Gene Ontology annotation, cellular component: focal adhesion; cytoskeleton; ruffle. The transcript is spliced from 59 exons. The record is from RefSeq and is a predicted model, not a curated record. Gene Ontology annotation, molecular function: actin filament binding; structural constituent of cytoskeleton; integrin binding.